Messenger RNA from Solanum dulcamara, 953 nucleotides. RefSeq names its product protein AE7-like 1. Gene Ontology annotation, biological process: iron-sulfur cluster assembly. The transcript has 5 exons. Lineage: Eukaryota; Viridiplantae; Streptophyta; Magnoliopsida; Solanales; Solanaceae. The record is from RefSeq and is a predicted model, not a curated record. The coding region runs from base 170 to 637 and encodes 155 amino acids.
UUUAAAAUUUUAAUUAUAAAUAUUAAAAAUCUUAAUUUUAAUUUAAUUUUAAAAAUUAGUGAAAGUGACGAUCGAAAAAAUGAAACGUGAUAAGUAGUAAAAUUCCGUGAGCAGGGGAUAUAUAGAGCAGUAGAAAGAGAAUUUAUUGAAAAGAGAAAAAUUAGGAGAAAUGACUUUGGGACUAAUCAAUGCAAAUCCAGUGGUUCACGAGAAGAAGGAAAGAAUCGCUCGUGCUGAUGAUCUUCCUCACGCCGAUGACGCCGUUGAUCCUCUCGAUAUUUAUGAUGUUGUGAGGGAUAUAAGAGAUCCGGAGCAUCCAUAUUCUUUAGAGCAGCUGAGUGUACUCUCCGAGGAGUCCAUAACUGUUGACGAGAAGCUUGGACGCAUUCUGAUAACUUUCACCCCAACCAUCCAGCACUGUACCAUGGCAACUGUCAUUGGCCUCUGUUUGAGAGAGAAGUUGAAGAAUUGCUUCCCUCCACAUUUUAAGGUAGAUAUAAAAGUAGCUCCUGGAUCUCAUGCGGAUGAAGAGUCAGUUAAUAAGCAGUUGAGUGAUAAAGAACGGGUUGCUGCUGCCAUGGAGAAUCCAAAUCUUCGCCAGCUUGUAGACGAGUGUCUCUAUUCGAGUGAGCUUUAAAGAAACUAUGCUUUCAUUUCCUAACAAAUUGUAUAGUAAGUCUACUUAUAUUUAACAUAUGUCGUCUGGACAUGGAUUUGUUCUACGAGAUUCGAUAACUCUGAUGCAAGGAGUAGUGAUCAAUCUGUUUGAUAGUGUUGAUUAACAUGACGUGAUUUAUCGGUGCACUUCAAGUACGUCUACUUGCAAUGUUCCUUGAGGCUGAUGAAAGUAGCAUUGAUCAAGGGAUAUCCCCGCCUCUAAACUGUAAGCUGCCGUCAAAGUUUGUAAAAUUUGCUUAUGAUAUAUUAGUUUAAGAAAAAAAAAAGUUUUACAA